Molecule: messenger RNA, 411 nt
Organism: Papilio polytes (common Mormon)
Lineage: Eukaryota; Metazoa; Arthropoda; Insecta; Lepidoptera; Papilionidae
Product: homeobox protein E30-like
Exons: 4
Coding region: 1-411 (136 amino acids)
Biological process (GO): regulation of DNA-templated transcription
Molecular function (GO): DNA binding; DNA-binding transcription factor activity, RNA polymerase II-specific
Source: RefSeq, a predicted model, not a curated record
AUGAAUGAGAUUUGUCAUUGGCAAAACAAGCCUUUUAUUGAAGUUUUGCCUCAUCGACAAGAGCACAAGAAUAAUGGAUCGAAUGUAAGAAAGAAAAUACAGAAAAACAAAAGGAAACGUACAACAUUUACAACAGAGCAGUUAAAAGUUCUAGAGAAAACAUUCGCCAGCUCGAAAUAUCUGAAUAGUGAACAUCGUCGAGACCUGUCUAAAGUUCUGGGACUUGCUGAGAAAUGUUUAAAGGUUUGGUUCCAAAACAAAAGAAUGAAAGAGAAAAGAGAAGCUUCAGAGUCAAGCGAUUCAAGCGAACAAUAUAGUGAUUCUAUGUCAAUUGAGUCACAAAUAGGUAGUCCAGAAUUAAAUACGCAAAUGAACUACCAGAAAAAAAUAAUAAAACAAAUGAAAGAUUAA